Macadamia integrifolia is the source of this 2102-nucleotide messenger RNA. Its product is annotated as zinc finger protein 385B-like. The record is from RefSeq and is a predicted model, not a curated record. The transcript is spliced from 3 exons. Gene Ontology annotation, molecular function: nucleic acid binding; zinc ion binding. NCBI's taxonomy places the organism in Eukaryota, Viridiplantae, Streptophyta, Magnoliopsida, Proteales, Proteaceae. Bases 71 to 1393 code for a protein of 440 amino acids.
GAAUAGAAAAGAUAAUCCCAAGAGGGUUACCAAACGGGCUCUAGUGGCUCUCUCUCUCUCGCAACUCUCAAUGGUAACCUUCAAUGGAUUACGGCAAAUGGCUGAAAUGCGACGUUUUCAACCAUCAAACCCUAACCCAUCGUCGGCAGACCAUUAUGCUCAAUUGUACAAUGUAGAGCAGUCUUCCUCCUACGCUCAUCAAUAUCCUUACUACCUACACCAAACCCACAACCAUACUUUAGUAGAACCUCCGAUCCUUCCACCAGGAAUCGACUCCUAUGCGGCCAUUAAUUCGUAUCCUCCUACCCAUGUAGGUUUGGAAAGCCAGGUGGCCGUCUCCUAUGGUCACCAUGUGGCUCAGAUCGGUGCAUUGACUGCUGCAGCGUAUUAUCAGGAUACGGGUAAUUCUGGGCAGAGUUGCGCUGCCAAGGAAUCUAUAUGCCAGUUUGGUGCCGAUCACACGAGCUACACUGCUGCCAUAAAAUCUCUGAACAAGGAGCCAGAGGUGCCCACAAGUUUGACUCCCAUGGUCUGGAACAACUGGAAUCAUCCUUCUGCAAAUGAUCCCACAAAGAUAUUCCUAACAAAACCAAAUGUUAUGCAGGCCAUUUGUUGUGAGGUUUGCAAGAUAGAAUGUAAUUCCAAAGAUGUCUAUUAUCAACAUAUUUUGGGAAAGAAGCACAAGAGUAAUCUGAAGAAACAAGAAGAGUCAAGGAUUGACUUUAAUUUCCCCACCACUACAAUAAUGCAGAGCAAUCCAGGGACAUCUGAGAUUGGAAAUAUGCCAUAUGAGGCUACCUUUAGACUGAACGGGGCACAGACGUUGCUUGCAGCAUAUCCCAAUCUCCUUGGUUGGAUCAAGCCAAAGACUCAUUGCCCUGCUGUGAAUGGCAACUGGAGGGAGGGUGUAAAGAAAACCAAAAUUGUGCAGUCUGCCUGGUGUGAAAUCUGCAAGAUUGACUGUAACAGCAAGGAUGUCUUGGACAAUCACAAAUUGGGAAAAAAACACAAGAAGAACCUGGAGAAACUGGAAGAAUCAAAGGCACAAGCCAGUGCCCUAACAGCAAAGGAUCCCAUGAUUGGGCCAAAAGAAAACCCAGCAGCUGACAAGGGCAAGGCUGUUCGUGUGCAAGAGAGUAAAAAGAAGGGAGCCCCUUCUUUGGGGCCUGGGGACGUUCUAGAAACAAAGAGGAGGAAACUGAUGGAAGGUGGGGUGGCAGCUGAUGCAGUGAGUGUGUGCACAGUAUGCAAUGUGGUGGUUAAUAGCCAGACAGUCUUUGCUUACCAUCUGGCAGGGCAAAAGCAUGUUAAUAUGGUGGAGAAACAGGCAGAAGCAGCAGCAGCAGCUGGAACUGCCAAUCCUCCUGGUCCUGGGGUGGUUUUUGCUGCUUAGAAGACAAAUUGCCCUGGUAAAAAGAAGGGAAAUAUAUCAAUUUCAUUAUCAUUAUUAUCAUCAGUUUAUAGCUCUUCUUUGUUUAUUUUGGGGGACCUUUGUUUUAGGUUGACUUGUUAGAGCAUUAAUUUGGGGCUCUUUUGGUGAAAGAUAAUGUCACCCACCCAAGUCUCUCUCUACUAGUUGGUCGUAAUGAAGUAUGAACCUCCAUUUUCAUACAAGAAAAAGUGCAGCAGCUCUGGUAUAUUUGAUUCAGUCAGUGCACCAUAUCUCUUCUGCUAAGGGCCCCCAAAGAUGAAACAAUCUUGCAAUCCAACAGUGAAACUGUGGGUCUACCGACUUCAACGGAUGUAGAUAUGUGGAUGGAUGUGGAUAUAUGGAUAUGGAUAUACGUUGUGGAUUUCCCAUAUUAUUCAGGGACUGCUUGUUGAAGGCCUUAGAGUGGAGUGGAGUGAUGUUUAUGUGUUGAUAUGGUUGGAAGAGAUACCAAGUCCCAAUCCAAUCGAGCUCUGAGGAAUUAGAAGGGAAGAAAGUUGAAACUGGAAAGUGGAAAGGGGGAUAGGACAUGAUGGUUUAUGGAUUUCUGCAAAUUCUUGGAAUCUUUUUUUGAACAGCUCAAUUCAUAUCCUGAUCUGAUCUUAAUUCCAGUUAAUUCUUGCUAUCAUUUUCUGAAUUUCUCACUAUUAAUAUUUGAUCUUCAUUUUUACCA